AACACUGCGGUUUGAGAACAGCCCACCUCCAUGUGAAUGCGUGCUCGCCACCCUUCUGUUGUUCUCUGUCCGGAGCGUGCACGCACACGCACGCGUUUUUAUCCCCACCUCUAAAUGUAUUUCCAGCGUCUGGUGGACUUGUACAGACACCGCGUCGGAUUGCGAAUACAGAUGGAGAUCUCACUGAUGUCUGAUAGCCACCGGCGCACCCGAGCCGCGCGAGAGCACACAAGUCAACUAUUAUGAUACGCGCGAGACACUGGCAUGUGUCAGGAGUGUCAAGCUGUGCCCUGAUGGGGAAAAUAGAGUAACCGGCUGAGAAAGAGAUUUGUUUGGAUAUCACAGGAAAAGCUGCCCGUGGAAAUGAGUCCUGAAGAGAAACCAAAGAGGCACUUUACCACUGUGAGUCUAUGGAGAGAGAAGUGCAGACUUUCUGCCUCUGUAAAAGAAAAGGAAACUUAACUGAAUUCUGACCAACAAGGUGAAUUCAUUCUUCAUUUGAAGCACUGAAGUUUUACAUGUGUUGAUAUAAAUGGCUUAAACCGAUUUCAAGCAGCCUAACCUGAAUUAAGAUCAAAUGGUAUUGAGUCUGUGGGAAUAUACUGGACAUAUAGUAAUUUAUGCAUCUUGAAUGAUGUGGCUUUAAUCCAUAUGCGCAAUCUUCAUGAUUUUUAAUCCCGUUACGCACAUUUAAUUCGGAAUAGAAGCGUCCGCAAGAUCCGGAGUGGGAACUCAGGAAAGGUCGGUGCUACAGACAAGAGAAUAUUAACUCGUCAGGCCGUUUUAAAGAAAAGACUAGCUGAUAUUUUUUAUGUUUUUGACAGCAGUCACGCUGUUGUGCCCUUUAUGUCCGUUUGACAUGUCGCGGAGUCUCCAAUGAACACGUAUUGUGAAUCUACAGAACAAAAGAGGGAGGAAGAUUUAUCUUUAGGAAACCGGAUUAUUUUUCUUGUGAAGUAAAUAAUGUUUUUUUUAGUUUGGACACUCCUGGGCUGACCUGAGAUACUCCUCUCAUUCUGGAAGUUUGACUUUUUUUUUUUUUUUUUUUUGAGUUUUUGGACUUCAUUAUGCAUGGACUGUUAUGGAUAUGAGCUUUCUUGAAGCAUGCACACUGACAGCUCUUUAAAUGGUACCGUAGAUACCAUAGACUUUUUUUUCCCCCAUGAAAACCAAUGUAAUGGCUCAUUUAUAGUGAAAAUUGUGCAUUUAUCCUCAGAAUGGAGUUCCCUAAAGAGUCAAAGCAAACAGUGCUUGACUUGAGCCUUCAUUUUUGUGGUGUUAUUAUGUAACUUUAAUCAAUCAGUGAAAGAACAUUUUGAUUCACUUGUAGUAAGUUGAAAGAUUCCAUGCCUUUUGGAUAAACCUCUCUAAACCCAUGUGCGUCAAGAAGGACAGAAAACAAGAGGAAUGCGCUAUUGACGUCAUGAGGUGAAAUAACCGAACUUAAAAUCCUGGAACUGACUAGAUGCAUGAGUAAACCUUUUGCCAUCUAGACGUCAGAGUUGUUUGACUCAAAUUACAUUUGAUUCUUUUUCCAUCCGAGCACCUUUUUUUGCAUUUAUCCCAGCUCGACUCUGAUCUGAACAGUAUCAUGGCUUCUCCUCAACAUCAACAUCUGCUGUUUCACAACAGCGAAGCAAGCUGUGACUCCAGCGGCGAUGGUUCUGUGUCAGUGCGUAUCAGCGGCACCAAACCGCACAAACAGCAGCGUGGGAGUCUGGGCGCCAGCGCCAUGUGCAGUAUCAUUGGGGGCUCCAAACAUUGCAAGUACAGUAUCUCCUCCAGCUGUAGUUCGGGUGAAUCUGCCAUCCGCAAACCGGCGAUCAAAGGCCUCAGGACUCAGAGGAAGAUGCCGCAGCUGUUCGAGAGGUCGGCUGGACACUUCUGGAACCCCAAGUUUGACUCGAACAUUCUGGAGGAAGCCUGCCGCGAGCGCUGCUUCCCUCAGACGCAGAGACGUUUCCGCUGUGUGUUGUUUUACAUGGCGGCCGCUAGCCUCCUCUGGGGGUUGUUCUUCAUCGCUAACGCUAAUCGAUGUGAAAAGACUGCCUUCUUAUUGCCCACGGCCUCCUUCCUACUCCUCUGUUCUGUCCUGUUUGUCUUCACGUUCACCCGGUUCUACACCCAUUGCUACAAUCAAGCCUCGCUGUUGCUCAUUGUGGUGACAUUUGCCCUCACUCUUGCACCUCAGAUCCAAACAUCAGGCUUUAGUGACUUUAAUGUGCCUCCUUUGAAGGAUGAAGAUGAUGUAGGUGACUUUAGUGGCGCUGAGGAUAAAAAUCUGACAUUUGAAGCCGCCCGCAGUGGCGGUCCAGUAGCCCCCUGUUUGUCCCCAGUUGGCACCUUCUCUCUAGGCAUGGAGGUGCUUUCAUUGCUCUACAGUUUCCUCCAUGUCCGUCUUUACGCGUCACUACUGCUUGGCCUGCUCUACUCAGUGCUUUUUGAGACGCUUGGAUGGAUGCACUUGAUUCAAGCCAAUGGAUGGAGCAAUUCCACUGAGGAACAUUUGGAAACGCUCUACUGGCUGAUCCCUGGAAGAGCUAUUUUGCAUGUCUGCGCCCACAUCAUUGGUAUUCACCUUUUCAUCAUGUCUGAAGUGCGUUCCCGCAGCACGUUCCUCAAGGUCGGCCAAGCCAUCAUGCACGGGAAAGACUUGGAGGUCGAAAAGGCCCUGAAGGAGAGGAUGAUUCACUCGGUGAUGCCUCGCAGGGUGGCGGAUGAGCUUAUGAAGCAAGGCGAUGACGACAAUGAUAAUUCGGUUAAGCGCUACUCGACGGGAGCGGCCAUUGCCAGUGCAUCCAGCCCUAAGAGCACCAAACGCAAGAAGACAUCAAUUCCUCGGGGUCAGAUCAUCUUUCGGCCUUUCAACAUGAAACGCAUGGAGCCGGUCAGCAUCCUGUUCGCCGACAUUGUGGGAUUCACCAAGAUGAGUGCCAACAAGUCAGCGCACGCCCUGGUGGGACUCCUCAACGACUUAUUUGGACGCUUCGAUCGCUUGUGCGAGCUCACGUGCUGCGAGAAGAUCAGCACUCUGGGAGACUGUUACUAUUGUGUAGCUGGUUGUCCCGAGCCACGAGACGACCAUGCCUACUGCUGCGUGGAGAUGGGGCUUGGGAUGAUCCAGGCCAUUGAGCAGUUCUGUCAAGAAAAAAAGGAAAUGGUCAACAUGCGUGUUGGCGUCCACACGGGCACCGUGCUUUGCGGGAUCCUCGGCAUGAAGCGCUUCAAAUUCGACGUCUGGUCCAAUGAUGUCAACUUAGCCAAUCUCAUGGAGCAGUUGGGUGUCGCCGGGAAGGUUCACCUUUCGGAGGCCACAGACAAGUUCUUGGAUGACCGGUACUUGCGAGAAGACGGCCGAGUCACAGAAAGGAUCGGACCAAGCGUGGUUGCAGAUCAGCUUAAAGGUCUUAAGACGUAUCUGAUAUCCGGGAGGAAGGUGAAGCACACUCAGUGGAGCUGCCCUCCAUCUGGUCUGGUGGCAAGCGAGCUCAGAAAGUCUCUCAGUGCCACGUCCUUCAGCCCUGACAUCACAUCCUCAGCCUGCGCUCUGACACCGGGCUCGGACAGAGCUAAGUCUGCCUGUCCCUCGUGUGGCGUGUUAGCUUCUGAAGACGGGCUGCUUCACAGCAACAGCUGCACAGAUCCUGAUCUCAAAACCAUCAACAGCAAGGGACCGGCAAGCAGGAGUCCCAAGACCCUAAAUGGCCUGUUAAGCCCUCAUCUGGAGCAGCCCCUGACCCACAGCCAGACGUCUCUGUGCGAGAUGCUGCAGGAGAAGGAGAAGAAGUGGCCUGGAGGAGGAGGCAUCAGCAGCAUGGGGACGAUGGACCACUCCGCCCUCAUCCCACUGCGCUCCAAAAACUUCCGCGAGAGGAGCGACGCUCACUUUGUGGACGUGAUAAAGGAGGACAGUCUGAUGAAAGAUUACUUCUUCAAACCGCCCAUCAACAACUUCAGCCACGCUUUCAUAGACAAAUCCCUGGAGUCCGCUUACAGGACCAGCUACCAGGACGAGGUUAAGACACAUGCUCCAGUCCAGACGUUCGCCAGUCCAACGUUCAGCUCCUUCCUAGACAUGCUCCUGUGCUGUUGUGUUUUUCUGGCUCUGUCUUUGGCUUGCUUCCUGCGACCGCUGGUUACCCAGCAGCCCCUGCCCACACCUGCCCUUAUAGUGGCCGCAAUUGCAGCGGUGCUUGAAUGUUUGGCCCUAGUGCUCGCUAUACGAAGAGCCUUUUACCUGGACAGUGUUCUGAACUGCACCAUGAGCCUCCUCUGGGCCAUAUCCGGAUGGGUUCCUCGUCACAUGAUCGGGGCGGUGCUGGUGUCUUUACCUGCCGUGGCUGUCUUCUCUCAUAUCACCUGCAAUAUGCAUGACUCCAUACAGUUCACCAUGUUCACCUGCUGUGCUGUCAUAAUUGCCAUCAUCCAGUACUGCAAUUUCUGUCAGCUGAGUUUCUGGAUGCGUUCAAGCCUGGCAACGCUAGCGGGAAUCACCUUUCUCAGUGUGCUCUGGAGCCCUCCUUGCAGCACAUGGGAACGUUUAUUUUUGAGAUCCAGUGACUUCAACAGCAGCAUUAAUGACGUCCAGUCCUCUGGAGAAGAUUUGGCCCAACUACAGGAUCUACUCGGUCCAGAGGCUUUGGUUGCCUUUUUCCUGUUGCUUCUCCUUGUUUGGUUCCUCAACCGCGAGUUUGAGGUGAGCUACCGUCUACACUUCCACGGGAACGUGGAAGCAGACCAGCACCGCAUCAAGAUCCAAAACAUGCGGGACCAGGCGGACUGGCUCCUGCGCAACAUCAUUCCCAUCCAUGUGGCCGAGCAGCUGAAGGUGACCCAGAGCUACUCCAAGAACCACGACAACGUGGGCGUCAUCUUCGCCAGCAUCGUCAACUUCAGCGAGUUCUACGAAGAGAGCUACGAAGGCGGGAAAGAGUGCUACCGCGUCCUGAACGAACUCAUCGGGGACUUUGACGAACUCUUGCGCAAGUCUGACUUUUCCAACAUUGAGAAGAUCAAGACGAUCGGCGCGUCCUACAUGGCAGCGUCUGGGCUCAAUACGCAACAGUGUAGUGACCAGGCCCAUCCGCACGCCCACCUGCGAGCGCUCUUCGAGUUUUGCCUGGAAAUGAUGCGAGUGGUGGACGACUUCAAUAAAAACAUGCUGGGCUUUAAGUUCAAGUUACGGAUUGGGUUCAACCACGGACCCCUCACUGCGGGAGUCAUCGGCACCACCAAGCUCCUCUACGACAUCUGGGGAGACACGGUGAACAUCGCCAGCCGGAUGGACACAACUGGCGUGGAAUGUCGCGUUCAGGUUAGUGAGGAGAGCUACUGCGUGCUCAGCGGAAUGGACUACGAGUUCGACUACCGCGGUACCGUCAACGUGAAGGGCAAGGGUCAAAUGAAGACCUACCUUUACCCGAAGAGUGCAGACAGUGGACCUGUACCUCAGUACCAGCUCUCAGUCUCUCCAGAAAUUCGAGCGCAGGUGGACGGCAGCAUCGGACGUUCACCCACUGAUGAAAUCGCCAAUAUGAUGCCGGCAACCAGUGCCAGUAGAGUAGGUGCAUCUUUCUCUGUGAGUUCAGGGCUUACCGGAGAGGGAUACGCUGGUAGAGACUUUCCCGAAAAGGUUGCUGGAAGCAAUGGUACGUCCAAGGCCCAUCGAUCUGCAUCUGCUGUUGUCCUGACUUGCAUACCAGAAACCAACCUGAGCAUAAGUGGUAAACCAGCAGAACCAACCUUGACCUCUCCUGUCCACGCAGAAAACACAGAGGCCACUGCAAAAAAGGCAGGAGAAGUAGCGUACAUGGGUGAAAUGACAAAACUUUGACUCUAAAUGCGCCAACAGUGUUGUUGCUGUUAGUCUUAACCCUUUAAACCUGGGCUUGCAACCCUCUCCGUUGAGUUUGUAGGGAUAGGCAUGAUUAGGGACGAAUGCUAGCGUAGAUUUGUAUCUGUGUAUGUGGAGUGGAAAGUUUAAGCACAUAAUCUUAAAGUGUUUAUACCGCUAGCUAUACCAGGAGAUACUUUCACAUCUAGUGCCGUGGAUGGCGGUGCUGGACUGUAUAAACUCACAGGAGCCACAUGAACCAUUCCUACAUGGAAUAAGAAAUGCUGGGGAGAUGGAUUGGGAUGGCACAGACCUGAAGUCCCAUCCUUAAACAGACCGCAGUUAUUCCCGCUAAUUUAAUUUCGACUAUUAUUCCCCUACUAUUGUCUGCCUUCCGUGAAUUGUUUUCUUUUAAUGAAGUGCCUUUAGGAUGAUAACAAUAUGUAUGAGGCAUUCAAAAAAAAAAAAAAAAGAUUUCUCAAUCAAAUCUUUAGCUUAAGAUCUAAAAGAUCUAGCAUGUAAAAUUGAUGUUAGAAAAUGCUUUAAUUUUUGUGAAAGUAUUUGAUAUAUUUUGGAAUAUUUAUAGGUAUUUUUUGAGUUCUCGCUGUCGAACAUUCAUCAGUCAGUAUUCCAAACAAUUUUACAAAGCAAAACUCUAUAUUGCGAUGAUUGCGAUUUUAAAAAGACCCAAGACUCUGAAUGGUGCAUGGCCAAAAGUGUCUGUGAAGAAGUAUUAGUGAAAUGUAGAGCAAGCUAUGGGCUAAAUCCACCUACAAUCAAGAAUAUCAAAUAUUUCAAAGGAGAUUACUUUUUUUGCUUUUUCUUGAUGCAUGUAUUCCUAACUGUCUGAUUGUGGCCGUUCUGUCUCUUUUUUCGCGAUUUUUCCUGUCUCUCUUCAUUCUGCAGCUAAAUGUUGGGUUGAGAACUAACAAUGAGUUCUUAGACAACGUGGCAAGUUUGCCUUAAUGCUAAUGAGAUCAUAGUCUUAAAGGACACACUCGUAGUCUUAAAGGACAAAAAUGCAUUCAUGCAUCAGCUACUGUGACUGGUUUUAAGAUAUAGGCAGUUUGUUUACAAAUCAACGUAAAAUUAACAUUGAACCCAUAGUUCCUAGUCUUACUCUGGAUGAUUCAUCAGUGCACGUUGUUGUAAAAGCAAAAAUGUUUGACUUUGUAGUCUUUCAUCAAAAUUUAAACUUUCUCAGCCUCUGAAAUGACUUUUCUUUUUGGCUGCACGGGCAUGGAAAAUAAAGUUAGACAAUAGCCAAAUAACAUUGUUUUAGUCUACUUUUGUAAGUAGUGCAGCAAUUCAAUGCUGAUUAAUGGUAAACAUAAUGGUAUGGCAAUAAUAGCAAAUAACAAUAGAUUUGAAAACAACGUUUUAAAAUCGGGAGAUGCUGUGGUCAAGAAUUCUCCUCAAAAGUGGGUUGCCUUGCCAGUGUUGUUUCAGGUUUGACUUUAUUCUGGUAUUGCCUACUUGGAUAAAAUUGCCUGAUGGAUAAAAUUAAAUCCUGUCCUACAUUAUUUUUCCUCAUUGAAUAUUAUGUUGCACUUAAAGGUGCAGCAAGCGAUAUUUGAGACAUAAACAUACCCCUCCCUUCAUUGCCCUGCCCCAAAAUGCACAAACACGCGAUGCAGCUUUAUCAUAGCUGAAGCCAAGCAAAAUAAAGCUUCGCGAAAAAUAAAGUGAAGAUGGUGAACAAAUGACUAGGAAGAACAAAAACAAUGAACAUAUAGUACACAAGAGUAUCAAACAGGAGUUGGUUGUUAGUAGGGCUGCCCCCUAAUACUUGACUAGAAGAGGCUUAGUUGACCAAAAAUUUUAUUAGCUGGUUAGUCGCAGAAAAAAAAGCCUUGUGACGAAGUCACGCAGUCCGCGAGGGACAGAUCAUCAAUGGCGGGUCCUUGUGGUAAUUACAGUAUAUUGUGCAGGAAAUCCAAACGUUCGCUUAUCAUCCAUCAACCUCAAAUACGGCUUAUCAUUUUAAAGAUGUAAAUAGUAGCAACUUUACAUGGCUGCUCACUCUAACGUUAACCUAGAUAAAUGUGCGCUAUUAUUAGGUGCAUAUCUAAGUUUGUGCGGAGUGUGAAGCUAAAGUAUAACGCGCCUACUCCAUGACAUGGAGGCACUGGCAUGAUCACUUGAAUUUCUUCCUGAUAACAGCGGAAAAUACUCACAAUAAUCUCACAAUAACAAGAAAACAUUGUGCCUUUGUAAAAUAAAGAAAACAAACAGGAUGUGCUGCCGUCUCGGUCUCUGUGAACUUGAGCAUGUCAAAAAAUAAACUCAGUGUAUACUACUCACAGACGAGAGAAAUAUAUCUAUAGAAAACUUGAAAUGUCAAGCGAUUGUCAACCAAUUCAAAUGGAAAACAAAUAUUCUCAGAUAAUGUAAUCCAUAUGAAACCAUGCAUAUAGGCGCAUCCACUACUGCAGAGAUGACGAGUCAGCAUUGUCGACUUCACUGCAGCCAGAAACACAGAAAACAUUAUCAAUAAAUUAUUAAAAUGUUGCUGUUUUUUCACAACACAUUCAUAAUCGUUACUUUUGCUGUUGCUCUGCGGCAAGCUUUAAGCAUGCGUUUGAGCGCUGAUUAGGCUAUGUGUUAUAUACAGUAGGCAAUUAAAGGCUCAUUAUUAUGAUUUAUAUGGCUUAUUAAUAUACACGUGCGAUUAGUCGACUAAUCGCUGAAAUGAACGACUACUAGUCGACUAGAAAAAACUUUAGUCGAGGGCAGCCCUAGUUGUUAGUCACCAGAUAAGCUCCAGAUAAACAAUGACACUCAAAACUGUCCAGUUACUAUAGCUAAUAUUACAACAACAGCAUAUCUUGGUUCUGCGAAACAUAGCAAAACCAAUUUACUCACAUAUGAGUGUAACAGACGUAGGCUAGUAAGAGCUUUGCUUGUAAACCUUACUCCCCUGAACUCAAGAGGCGCUCUAGCGACUGACACUAGAGACUGUGGUCUUUGGAAUCCUUGUUAGAGUGCCCGACUCCCAUGCCAGCGGACCCGGGUUCGAGUCCCGCUUAGAGUGGGUGGUUCAAACAGGAGGGGUUAGAUGAGCAGAAAAAAUGUAAGCAAAUGUAACCAUGUAACUCUGUAACCAUUUUCAGGCCUUCCCUCUUCGGUCUCUCCAGCACUGGAAAACUUUUCUAAUAUUAACGCGAGUCCUAAAGCUCUUGCCUGAUCAACACUCUUCUUUUUCCAGUGAUGUUCCUCUGAGCUUUUCUCUUCUGUAAUGUCUCUCAGACAUCUCUCUUUCUAUAGUCUUUCUUCAAAUCUCCCUGUUGCUCACCCUCUCUCUCCUGAGUCAUGAGACUCAGAUCUACUAGUCCGAUCUACUUUCAACAACAUUUCUCAGAAAUCACUUACUGCACCUUAAAGAAAAUACGUCAAAUGAGAGUACGAACCUGCCAUUUCACGUUGGCUUUGAUUUUGGUUGUCGUCCACUGACAGAGUAAGCGAGAAAAAUGAAUGAAAUUAGUUAAAUGUGAAAAACAGAAACUUUAACUAUAUUUCAAAAUAAAUGGACAAGAAAUUAUGUUCACAGUUAAGUGCCCAUAGUGGCAGAACGGUUGCAAGGACUGGCUAUAAUCUAGGUAAGAUAUAUUUACUCCGGCCAGUCAAAUGUACAGACUCGUGUGAAUAUUAGAAUAGAUUAGACCAUAGCCUUGACUCUGCCUGCUUGUCUUUUGAUGUGCAAUAGUAAAGGGUAAAUUAUUGUAUGGGAUAUUAGCAAAAGGAUCUGUAAAAGUAGAUUUUGCCAUUGAGUUGUCGCUUUGUAAGUACCUUAAUCUGCACUGAUACUGCAUCCAUUUUAUGACUGUCACAUGCUUUACUGUACAUGAUGUGUUUACUUUUUGAUAGCAGUUUAAUUGUUUUGUUUUUUUCCCCUUACAUUUUGGCUUUAUGAUGGGAAACCUCUGUUAGUUUAAAAGGGUUGUGUGCUCAAAGAUUUUUCAUGCUUCACAUUUAUAGGGAUUGUGCUCUGAUUAAAUAAUUAUAAGAAAAUGUGAAAUGUAUAACUUUUUUGACAUUUCUGUGAAUUUGCAAUCUGCCAAGAACCUAUACAGGUAAAAGGGAAUUGUUAUAAAACACAAAUUAUUUGUCAGUAUUUCUCAUUGUAUAUAUUAGUGCCUUUUACUCAUUUAGAAUGCAUCGACUAGUCAAAUAACAUCAUUCUUGUUUUUAUGUUCAUUUUCACACUGCUUGUGUAUGAUAAAUGUCUUCAGAUUUAGCGCUGUGCCUUUUCUUAAGAAUUAGCUUGACGUGUUCAUUCUCCCUGUAUAUUCCUUUUGAAUGUGAACUAUGUAGGAUGGAUAUUGUCAUUUUACUCCAAGGUGCCAUUGUUAAAUAAGUCAUUUUUAUUCUCUGCUGAUUUUAAUACUGAUGUGUUUUCGGUGACGCCAAGCAUAGCAAUCCAUGUAUUUAUAAUAUAUUUUAUAGGGCACAACUUUUGCUAAAUAAUAAAAGUGCCCUUGCUGUCUGGAGGGGGAAUGAGCACACAACCCUCCUCUGUUUCAGAGAGCAGAGCAAUAUAAAACUUGAUCCAACUAAAUAAGCAUUACGCUUCAGCCUCUGAGCUGCUGCUUUAGAGCUUGAACUUAGCUUAACGAAGCACGUUUAUGUUUUCUGUCAUAGUCAUUUUAAUGGAAAUAUGCUUCUUAUGAACUUACCAUUCCAUUACUUCUGCUUGAGACUUCAUUGUGAGCAAAGCAAAAAACACAUUUAGGGCGAAUGAAAGGGCUGAUCUAUAUGCAUGAUAACAGUAGAGCCACAUUUUAUUUUAUUUAAUCUACAAUCACUUCAAUUGGUCCAAUUGAUGAUUACAAGCAAUUUGUCAUAAGAAAUGUGUGUAUGUAAAAUCUGACACACAAAUGUGUGUUUUCAAUAGAAGUAUCACACACUGGGACUUCUUGCCAAAGAGUGUAAUUAUUAAAGAAUGUAUGAUUUUGAGUUUCAGUCAGUUUCUUUGGAGAUAUUCAUUUAUAAACUCUGUAUUCAUUUGUAUAAAUGUUCUCCUAUGUUUGUACAUACGCAUUGCUCUGUAUUGACACAUAGCCUAAUUCUUUUUUUGUAUUAUUUAUACCGAUGCAUGUGCCAUACUGUUCAUCAAAGCUAAUGGAUGAAAAGGGAAAGCCAAUAAUACAGUGUUGAAGUCUG
Molecule: messenger RNA, 10996 nt
Organism: Ctenopharyngodon idella (grass carp)
Lineage: Eukaryota; Metazoa; Chordata; Actinopteri; Cypriniformes; Xenocyprididae
Gene: adcy9b
Product: adenylate cyclase type 9
Exons: 10
Coding region: 1592-5833 (1413 amino acids)
Biological process (GO): intracellular signal transduction; adenylate cyclase-activating G protein-coupled receptor signaling pathway; cyclic nucleotide biosynthetic process
Molecular function (GO): adenylate cyclase activity
Source: RefSeq, a predicted model, not a curated record